AUGGACGAGUACGUCGGGCUCCUGCGCGAGCACAGAGAGCCCUACCGCUCGUUCAUGCACCGGCGCCUAUUCCCCCACUUCAAUAUCGCCCCGGUGCAUGUCCAUAUCCUCGAUGGCAACGCGUCGAGCUUGGACACUGAGUGUGCCGAGUACGAGGCCAAGAUCCGGUCCUAUGGCGGGGUCGACUUGUGUCUCGGGGGCGUCGGUAGUGUUGGACAUAUCGCGUUCAACGAGCUCGGGUCGAGCUUGGCGAGCCGUACGAGGGUCAAGGCUCUGGCGUUCGAUACGACCAUCAUGGACGCAAGGGAGGUCAUCAUCAUCAUCGCCACAAGGGAGGGUACGGCGAUCGCGGUACAGAGGGCCGUGGAAGAUACCAUGAGCCAUAUGUGCACGCUGUCGUGUCUGCAGAUGCACUCGCGGCGCACUAUUGUUGUUGAUGAUGAAGAGGCGACCUUGGGGUUGCAGUUCAAGACGGUCAAGUCCUCCACGAGUGUCGAGCGACACGCCCUUGGCAUCGCCGCCGUGGACACCGAACUCCGAGGCAUCCGUGUCGGACGGAGAGAUCGCAGAUGGGGAGUUGACCCCAGACAGUAUGAUAUCACGGGUGGACUCAUACUCGGCGAGGUUUACUGGCCACCACAUUGGUCCGAGUCAUGA
Anthostomella pinea is the source of this 657-nucleotide messenger RNA. The record is from the annotation of a GenBank genome assembly. NCBI's taxonomy places the organism in Eukaryota, Fungi, Ascomycota, Sordariomycetes, Xylariales, Xylariaceae.